Lacerta agilis (Sand lizard) is the source of this 2184-nucleotide messenger RNA. It is a transcript of the gene MLLT1, whose product is annotated as MLLT1 super elongation complex subunit. Gene Ontology annotation, cellular component: super elongation complex. NCBI's taxonomy places the organism in Eukaryota, Metazoa, Chordata, Lepidosauria, Squamata, Lacertidae. The record is from RefSeq and is a predicted model, not a curated record. Gene Ontology annotation, biological process: regulation of DNA-templated transcription. The transcript has 12 exons. The coding region runs from base 115 to 1788 and encodes 557 amino acids.
GAGGAGGCGGAGCAGCAGAAGAAGCAGCAGCAGCCCUGAGGGGAAGCCAGGCUAGGCCCAAAAGCCCAGGAGGACGGAAAGAGAAAGAGGCGGGCGGGCAGGCCGGGCCCAGCCAUGGACAAUCAGUGCACGGUCCAGGUGAAGUUGGAGCUGGGGCACCGCGCCCAGCUACGGAAGAAGCCCACCACCGAGGGGUUCACCCAUGACUGGAUGGUGUUUGUGCGUGGCCCAGAACAAUUCGAGAUCCAGCACUUUGUGGAGAGGGUGGUCUUCCGGUUGCAUCAGAGCUUCCCUAAACCGAAACGUGUUUGCAAAGAACCUCCUUAUAAGGUGGAGGAGUCUGGCUAUGCUGGCUUCAUUAUGCCCAUUGAAGUCCACUUCAAAAAUAAGGAGGAACCGAAGAAAGUUUGCUUCACCUACGAUCUUUUCUUGAACUUGGAGGGGAAUCCGCCCGUCAACCACCUGCGCUGUGAGAAGCUGACCUUCAACAACCCCACCAAGGAAUUCCGCCGAAAACUAAUCAGGGCUGGUGGGGUGGUGGUAAUGCCAGAAGGUGCCGAAACAGUGUCCAGGCCCAGUCCUGACUACCCCAUGUUGCCCACGAUACCGCUCUCUGCCUUCUCUGAUCCGAAAAAGACCAAACCGCCCCAUGGGUCAAAGGAGGCCAACAAAGAUGGCAGCAAAGCUUCCAAGCCACACAAGGUCACCCGAGAGCAUCGCGAGAGGCCCAGGAAAGACUCGGAGAGCAAAAACUCCUCCAGAGAUCUUGAAAGGGAGCCAGGUAAACCUGUCAAGGACUCCUCCAGGAAACCCACUGAGAACAAGGUGCCCAAGGAGGAGAAGGCCCUCCCAAAAGCUGCUUUCAAGGAGCCCAAGCUGGCCCUGAAGGAGCCCAAGCUGGAGAACACGUCGCCAAAGGGUGGUCCUCCUCCACCGCCAGAGAUGAAGCCUUCCAGCAAAAGGCCCUCCGCGGUGGAGUCUCCGAAACCCAGCGCUAAGAAGCCGAAGAAGAGCAGCUCCAAAGGAGCCAAGACCGUCCCGGCAACGUCCCCUCGGACUUCGUCUUACGCCGAGAAGAAGCCAGCCAAGGAGAAGCCAAGCGCCAAAGUGGAAAAGAUGAAAACGGAGAGCGAGACCAAGGCGAUAAAAAAACCCAUGGAGGUGGCGGUGGCAGAGGACUCCAAUUCUGAGGACGAAGCUUCUCUGAAGUCAGAGUCUGCCCCAUCCAGCCCUUCCAACUCCAGCUCCAGCUCCGACUCCAGCUCUGACUCUGAUUUCGAGCCAUCUCAGAACCACAGCCAAGGGCCUCUGCGCUCCAUGGUCGAGGACUUGCAGUCGGAAGAGUCUGACGAUGAUGACAGUUCUUCUGGGGACGAGACGGCGGUCAAGGCGGCUCCCAUCAGCAGGGAUGCCAGACUCAGCCACAGCGAUAGCGACAGUGACAACAGUGAGGACUCCUGCCUUCCGAGUCGGGAGCCUCCUCCCAGCCAGAAACUACCCCCCUCUAACAAUAAGGUAACUGGGAGGAAGAGUCCAGAGUCCUGCAGCAAGCCAGAAAAGAUUCUGAAGAAAGGGACCUAUGACAAGGCCUACACGGAUGAGUUGGUGGAACUUCAUCGGAGGCUGAUGGCUUUACGGGAACGAAAUGUGCUUCAGCAGAUUGUAAAUCUCAUUGAGGAAACCGGACAUUUCAAUGUCACCAACACAACCUUCGACUUUGACUUGUUCUCCUUGGACGAAACGACCGUCCGCAAGCUGCAGAGCUACCUGGAGGCCGUGGCCACGUGACGCUUGGCUUCUGACUGAAGCGGGACGCUUUUUUUUGAAACCAGAAUCCCCGUCUCUUCGGUACCAGGAAAUGGACUCGUGGACCUUGGCCGCCGCCUUAUCCUCUCGAUUCACCUGAAGCACUGCCUUAGGGAUCAGCCACGCUCUAGGAACACGCCGCUGCUGCUGCUGCUGCCGCCGCCGCCGCUUCUGCCGCCGCCACCAGCCACGCUCCUCCUCUUGGGCUUCGCUCGCCCUUGGCGGGCCUGUCCUCCUUCGCUUCGGAAGCUUUGCUUGGAACUGGUAGAGUAAAAGCUGCGCUGGUCCUAGCCGCGACACCGCGCUCUCCUUGGUUGUUUGGUUGUUGCUGUUUUUUUUAAAUUCCGGCUUUUUAAAUUUUAGAACGAGAUUCUCUUA